Messenger RNA from Mytilus californianus (California mussel), 3901 nucleotides. Its product is annotated as L-gulono-1,4-lactone dehydrogenase-like. Gene Ontology annotation, cellular component: membrane. Bases 2412 to 3386 code for a protein of 324 amino acids. NCBI's taxonomy places the organism in Eukaryota, Metazoa, Mollusca, Bivalvia, Mytilida, Mytilidae. The transcript has 3 exons. The record is from RefSeq and is a predicted model, not a curated record. Gene Ontology annotation, molecular function: FAD binding; D-arabinono-1,4-lactone oxidase activity.
UAAAUAUAUAAUGUAAAGCAUUUAUGUUAGAACAAAUUAGGUAACCGUUUAAAGGAGCAGGUAGUAAGGUAGCGUUGAUAUUUCGGAUAACAAUGGUUCUGUUUAAUGAAAAUUCUCAGUUCGGUCGUAAAAAAGUAUCACUGACGAGUGUAGGUUAAUUAUCCUAUUAUGUUGAUAUCCAAUAUAUGCAUAAUAACAUAAACGGUACCAAUUUUUCUGCACCAGAUGCGCAUUUCGACAAUCAAUGUCUCUUCAGUGAUGCUCGAGGCCAAAAUAUUUGAAAAUCCAAAGCUUAUUAAAAGGAUGAAGAGCUAUAAACCAAAAAGGACAAUAAAGUUGUUCAAAAGAGUCGUUAAAUUUAAGAGGACUUCUACAUUUGGUUUUAAAAAGUUCAUUCUAUAUGAUAACUGUAUAAAUAUUAUAUGACUUAAUAUAAGGUCAAACAUACUAUAUUUUUUAAAAAGAGAUAUGAUGUAAAACAAAAAGAUACAGUGACCCACUUAAUAAUCGAAACGCAUUCAUAUGCAUGGAAUUAAUCACAUUAAAAUGUGUUUAGGAUAUUAACUGUUAGUGCAUUCAACCAAUACGUUAUAUUACCUUAUCCUGCUUCUUGUAGAGGGAGGUACAUGUCGACCGUGCUUUCCAAUAAUAUUCUGUCCCUUUAUGUUAAUGGUCAUCCUGUUCGUAGCUUGGUUGUGGAAGGUUUCAACUGCAUGCGUGUUUUACUUUUACGGCAUGCUCUUAGGUAGACAUAUGUGCGCAUGUAAAACUGGUUUAACUGCUGCUAUACCAAUGUGUUGUUUUUCUUGUUUGUACCUUUUCUUGGAGGAGUUAGGUGUUGGCGUUUGAUGUGGUCUGUUUACGUUAUACUGUCCAUAUUUUCGAUCAUUCUGUUAUCCUUUUUAUGUAUUUCUUUUGAUAAAACAUUUUCCAAAAUUAAAAUUGUCUCCCCAAAUAAGAAAUUCGACCAUGUCCAAAAAGCCAGGACAAAGAAUGUUCCAGAUAAAAAGAUACUUUUUUACCAUUUUGUGUCAAAACAGUUGUAUUUUCUAAUUCAUUUGUGGUCUGCAUAUCUAUUUAAAACAACAAUGUAAGCGCAAAUCGUUGAUCAAUUCACAAGCGACACAACUCUCCCCGUCUAAGAUAUUACUAUUGGUGUAAACUUCUAUUAACUCAUCAUAGACACCAGGAUUAAAAUUUUGCACGCCAGAUGCGAGCGUCGUGUACAAAUGACACAUCAGUGACGCUAAAAUAAAAAAAGAUAAAAAGGACAGAUAAAGUACAAAGUUGAUGAGCAUUGAGGAUCGAAAAUUCCGAAAGGUUUUGCCAAAAACAACUCAGGUAAAUUAUUUAUUCUCGGGAUAGAAAAUCCUUCAUAUUUUGAAAAAUUCUUAGUUUUUUGUAAACAGCUAAUUUAUCAAUGAUGAUAUUUUUGGAAACUAAAUAUGUUACAACUUCGUUGAAAGUUUCCAAAUUUUUAUUCAGUUUAAAUAGCUGUUUUUCGUUUCAAAUAUUAAGAUUGAAAUCUUGAAAGCCAUUAAAUGUAAAAGAAGAACCGAUAGCUGGAGAUAUAUAUUUUUAAUAGAUUAAGAAUUCUUCAUUUAAACUUUGGCAACCAUUUAAUUGUCUUAUAGCUGAAAUAUGUGGUGUUCCUUUUACGUAUUCAUUUGAUAGUCUUCAUUUUUUAUCUCGGAGUUUGUACCUUUGACAAAUUGUUAUUUAUUGCAUUUAUUUAUUACGUCAACAUUUAAUGUAUUACAGGUGGUGGGGAAGCACCAGUCCAGCCAGAACCUCUACAAAUACCCGAACCCCCGGCAGAACGUAUGCGGCCAACUAGUUUGGUUGAACUGAUACAAAAUAUUACAGAUGCUGCACAACGGGGAAAUACUAUUAAAGCUGUUGGAACGAAACAUUCUGUAGAAUGGACAGACAUCGGACAUAUAGAUGGAACUCAAAUAGACAUGAGUGAUUUGAAUGAUGUCAUUCAUAUUAACAGAACCGUCCUGAAUGCUGUCAAUCAGGAAAUGUUGGAUAACAGGAUGAUCUGCUGUUUUGAAGCUGGAGCCACGAUAGAACAUGUUCAAGAAUACCUCUGGCCUCUUGGGUUUAGAAAAACAAGGUUUCCAGACCGGUAUAGAGUUUUGCCAAAUCAAACUGGUUGUACCAAUUUAUCUUUGAGUGGCACCAUUGCGACUGGAGCCCAUGGAAAUGGUUUAACAAAGCCUAUAAUAGCAGAUAUGGUCUUGUCGUUCCUUUUAUUGACGGUGAACGAGAAUGGUGAAGUUUGACAGAAUCAAAUAGAACCGGAAGAUGGUAUAACCGAUCGACAGGCAUUUGAAGCAUUUUACCCAGAAAAAAAUCUCAUUCAGGAUAAUGAUAUUUUCCAUGCAGCACUUGUUAAUAUUGGUGGUAUGGGACUUGCUUAUUCUUACAUCCUGCGUACUGAACAAGCGUUUUAUCUUACAGAAAACCGAAACUUUGUUUCAUGGGAGAUAGCACAAGAACAAAUCCCGAUACUUUAUGAUCGAAACUUAAAUGAAGCCGAUCCCUUGCACAGUUUCGAGAUAUUUGUAAAUCCGUAUCCUGUUGGGCCUGAAAAUCAAAACGGUGUCGUUAUAUGUACCUUGGAAUAUACCAAUGGCCAACCAGAAGGCAGGAGACCAGACUGGCAUUUAAUUCCACAUGAAUGGGUACGUGUAGGGUUUAAUUGGGCUUGCAACAACUUUCCAAUACUUGUUCCCAUUCUUUUGAACAUUCUUAUGAGAGGUACAACAACUAACCAGCCUGUGACUAUGAAUGCUGUUGAAGCGUUGGAUCCAUUGUCUGGUUUAGCAGUUUCUGGUCAGGUUACCGUAAGCGAGUGUGCUAUGCAAACACAAAAUCCCGAGGAUGUCAUACAAAAGAUACAAGCUUUAAUAGAUCGUUAUCAAGAAGUACAAGAUAUAAACGUACAUCAAUUUGCAACUACUCCUUUUGCUGUGAGGUUCUCUAGACCGACGAAUGCAUAUAUGGCUAUGCAGUACAAUCGCCAGUCAAUGAUGAUUAUCAGCAAUAUAUUGGUAGGAACACCAAAUGCAGCUAAUACUCUACAGCAGUUUAGAAAUUUGAUGCAAGAUCAAUUUAACGGUCGACCUCACUGGGGUAUGGUUCAAGAUGUAGAUGCAAACAACGUGGUAAAGAUGUAUCCAGGCAAUGGUGUUGUAGAUCCUGUAGCUGUAUUUACAAAUGUAAUGCAGGAACGUGAUCCUAACGGGAUUUUUAGGAAUGAAUUUAUCAAUAGAGUUUUUUCCCUGUGCAGAAUCUAUAAGAUUCUGGUAUUUAACAGAAAUACAAUUUACCCAUGGACUUUCUUUACUACACAUUGUACGUUGUAUGCUGAACACUAACCCAAUUCAAUUCAAACAUAUUUAUUACACCAAGCAAUGCAUUGAACUAUUAAUUAAGCUCUUUUGGAAUUACUAUUGACUAAAUUACAAAGUAUAUGUAAACGAUUUUUUAUAUUUCUUACAAUAAAUGCAUUGCACUGAUAGACCUUUUAUAUCCAACACUUAACUUCUAUUAACGCUUGGACAUAUAAAUUUAGAUAUUUUUGUACUUGCAUUUCUUAACCUAAAAUUAUUUUGUAGUUUGGUGAUUUUGUAUUAUUAAAUAUUUCUAGUUAAGUUACUUGAUAAACUCGUUCCCGGAUAAUGUCCCUAUCAUAAUAAAAUGAAAAACAAAAUUGUUUAUAAUAUGAACAGAGUACAAUGUAUGUAUAGGUCUUACCUUCUUCAGAAUUUCUAGAUAUCUGACCUUACACAACCGGUGUUUAAAAAAUAAAUAAAAAUAAGAAGAUGUGGUCUGAUUGCCAAUGAGACAACUCUCCACAAGAGACCAAAGUACGUAGAACAGCUAUAGGUCA